AUGAGAGAUUAUAACAGCAAUGAUGUUCCAUCGCCUAAAGGAGCAACCAAUUCAAUCAAGAAAGUUUCCAUGUUACCACUCAUUUUUCUCAUAUUCUACGAAGUCUCUGGAGGUCCUUUUGGUGCUGAAGGCAUUGUGAAUGCAGCAAGACCACUACUAGCUCUUCUCGGGUUUAAAAUCUUCCCAUUCAUUUGGUGUAUUCUAGAGGCACUAAUCACAGCAGAGAUGAGCACAAUGUUAUGA
This is a messenger RNA of Eruca vesicaria subsp. sativa (arugula), 243 nucleotides long. The record is from the annotation of a GenBank genome assembly. Lineage: Eukaryota; Viridiplantae; Streptophyta; Magnoliopsida; Brassicales; Brassicaceae.